AUGGAUGCGUCCUCCGUGGAUAAAUCUACAAACACUGAUCCUAUUCGGAAAAAUUUUUGGCGCCGAUGUGGUCUAACACACAAAGUUUUAUUUCAAGUUAUAAGUCAACUACUCUUACCCUUAUUAUUAGCCGUCUUCACUGUCGUCAUCACAUUUGAUCAAAGAAAUGAAAUUCGUGCUCAACGAACUGAAGAUCGAUAUCUCGCCAGUGAACAGCGACAACAAGAUAUGAACAUAUCCCGCGAUCAACGUGAUAACGACAGGCAAAUCGCUGAACAGCAACGUCAACAUGAUAAGCAAAUUGCCGCAGAAAAACGUACUGCAGAUGAUUUAAAUGCCGCAAUUCAACGCAACAUGACACGUGAUCAACGUAUGUAUGAGAUUGAAGUUGAACAGGAACGAUAUCGGAAAGAAAAUGAAAAGUACCUUGAUGCUCUAUUACUUUCAUACUACAACGAAAUGGGUGAUUUAUUUCAAAGAAUUAAUGGAACUUUAUUAUUCAAUAAUCCCACGACAUUCUCAUUAGCACGCGCAAAAACAUUGAAUGUCAUCGAACAGGUCGGACCAAUUCGGGCUGUUCAUCUUAUUAUGUUUCUUUACGGUGCUGGCCAAUUAAGUGUUGGAAAUAAGUCACUCGAUUUAACCGAAGCAUUUCUUAAUCAGAUUAAUUUAAGAUCUCAACGAACUUUGAAGCACAUUUAUCUGAUUGGGGCUUAUCUUAACAAUGCUGUGUUCGAUGGGCAAGAUGUUUCCUAUGCAAAUUUUCGUGGUGCACAUCUGAAUCAUGCAAGUUUUCGAGGAGCAACAUGUAUUGGUACUAUUUUUGAUGAUGCGCAUUUGAAUUCAGCUGAUUUCUCCUUUGCAAAUAUCACCAAGGCAUCGUUUAUUCGAUCAAAUUUACAAUUGUCAACUUUUUAUCGGACAGUGGGAAACGAUUUUAAUUUUGAAAAAGCUCGAAUGCAAGAAACAAAUUUCUCGCAAGCAGAUUUUGAUUGUGAUUUUAGGAAGCCGUCAGGAUUUAUCGAUUCAAAUUUAGCCAGAAGUAACUUACAAAACGCGCGAUUACGUGCAUGUUAUUUGGUGUUUUGUAACCUAACACAUGCGGAUUUCACCAAUACUGAUCUCCGUAUCGCUAAUUUGACGGGAAGUUUAUUGUCUUAUGCGAUAUUUCAGAAUACCGAUUUGGGCUAUACCCUACUAUGGAGCUCAAAUUUGUCUUUUACUAAUCUGGCAAAUAUUCGAUGUUCGGGUAGUAACUACAAUAUAUCAGCAUGUAAACUCCAUCAGGCGUUAACGUUGGAGAAUAGUUAUCUAUCGAAUAAAACGUUUGGACUUGCACCAGAAGCAUUUCUUACGGCCCAAGACAGACCUCAUUGUCAACAACACGUGUUAGGGCAAACAUUUCCUUUAAAUAACAAAACUCGAUGGGUAGUUCAACUGAAUUCUGUAUUCAAUAAAUAUCGUCUUCUUAAUGAGAGUAUCGAUUAUAAAUACAGCGCUUGUGUUUUUGUACCUAAAGCAACCCCGGAAGCAGUGACUAUGAUUCAACGUUUCAAUUUAGAACAUUACAAUGUACUUAUCGGAGCAAAGAGAGCGAAACUGACAAUACACGCUACUCGUGGGCCCGACGUCAGUAUUACUUUAACUGAAUUCAAUAAAAACUCGUUACAAAUAAAGGUAGAUCCACAUGUUGGUUAUCGCUGGACAGAAUUGCUUGAUGAAGAAACAGUGGCCAUCGAAAUUGAAAUCACAUUUUUCAAUGCAAUGCAUGCAGCGUACUCCUGGUUGGAAGCUCUUGAAAUUUUUCUUGAAGCUGAUAUAAGAGCACCAGAUACUCAACUGAUACAUCCGUGA
Messenger RNA from Adineta ricciae, 1854 nucleotides. The record is from the annotation of a GenBank genome assembly. Lineage: Eukaryota; Metazoa; Rotifera; Eurotatoria; Adinetida; Adinetidae.